AUGGCACCACCACCACCACCGUUGCCAUUAUUGUCGCCGCCUCCAUCGUCACUGUUAUUACCCAAAGAAGAGUCAUCGGCCACCGCCACCGCCACCACCGACGAGAAACCGCCGAGGGCCCUCCGUGUGCCCAUUUCACUUCAACCGGCGAACACCAAGAGCAAACGCGAUUCCAAGUCCAACAAACUUUUUCGAAGGUUCCGUUCCGUGUUCCGGUCAUUCCCCAUUAUUGUGCCGUCAUGCAAGAUGCCGGUGAUGAACGGAAUCCGCGGCAAUGAGGUGCACAUCCACGGAGGGACGAGAAUUACCGGAACCCUAUUUGGACACCGGAAAGCAAGGAUAAACCUUGCAUUCCAAGAAAAUUCUAAGUGUCACCCAUUUCUACUCUUGGAGCUAGCUAUCCACACGGGUAAGCUGCUUCAAGAUAUGGAAAUGGGGCUGAAUAGAAUAGCGUUGGAGUGCGAGAAACACCCCAACAAUGAGAAGGUUAAGAUCAUUGAUGAACCCAUUUGGUCUUUGUUUUGCAAUGGGAAGAAAACGGGGUAUGGGGUGAAGAGAGAGCCUACGGAUGAUGACUUGAGCGUGAUGCAAUUGUUGCAUGCAGUGUCUGUAGCCGUCGGUGUUCUUCCCAAUGAGAUGGCUGAUCCUCAUGAUGGCGAGCUCUCUUACAUGAGAGCGCAUUUUGAACGUGUAGUUGGGUCCAAAGAUUCAGAGACUUAUUAUAUGAUGAUGCCUGAUGGCAACAAUGGUGGCCCAGAGCUCAGUGUGUUCUUCGUCAGAAUUUGA
Messenger RNA from Abrus precatorius (Indian licorice), 786 nucleotides. RefSeq names its product protein MIZU-KUSSEI 1. The coding region runs from base 1 to 786 and encodes 261 amino acids. The transcript has a single exon. Gene Ontology annotation, biological process: hydrotropism. NCBI's taxonomy places the organism in Eukaryota, Viridiplantae, Streptophyta, Magnoliopsida, Fabales, Fabaceae. The record is from RefSeq and is a predicted model, not a curated record.